GAUCGUCGUCUCCAUCGAUUCCGAUUCCCCCUUCCGCUUUUCUACCACCACCGCUGCUGCUGCUGCUGCUAACCCCGCCGCCGAAGCAAUCCCCCCGCGGCGGCCUCCCCGACUCCGAUUCCGGCGGCCUCCUCCUCCUCUUCCUCCGCCGACCCCGAGUCCCUCCCGGCCUCCGAUUCCGUACGCCGCCGCUCCCGCCCCCGUCCUGGUUGUGUGCUGUGGCAUGGGAGAUAAGCCUGAAGCUCUUUUCACUCGCCGUUUUCUUAAAUGAUGUCCUUCCUUCCGAAGGGCAAAACUACACAAACAGCGUUUAAGUGGCCAUGGAGAGGUGAAUCGCAGCUAUCGGCGCAUCUUCUCAUUGAUAUUCCACCUGAAAUCGAAUUGUCGGACUACCGAAGAUUGCCAAGCCCUGGUAAUGAGAGCCCAUCAGGGCUACUUCAUGGAGAAGACUUUAAGGAGGAGGUGAUCCCUGACUUGGAUAUUUUCUUUGAGAGGCUCUAUGAGUAUUUCUGCGCGAAAGGUCUGCGGUGCAUCAUCACCAAGUGGAUAAUUGAGAUCCUCAAUGUGACGUUUAUGGUUUGCUGUAUCGGGUUUUUCUUCUUGUUUGUUGAUUGGCCUGCCCUUGGCGAUUUGAAAUGUGGAGUGGAAGCGCUCGAGUCAGGGGCAAAACCUUGUGACCUAAUGAAACUCAUUAAGUAUCGUCCCCUAGAUCCUUUCACAUUUACAAAGUUUAUCACUAUUGGAUCCAUGGUUAUACUCUCAACUUACGGAAUCAUUAACUUUGUGAAGUUUUUUGUAAAACUGAGAAGCACACUCAAGGUCCGUGACUUCUACUGUAACAGUCUCAAGGUUACAGAUCUCGAAAUUCAGACUAUAUCAUGGCCUAGAGUAGUUGAGAAGGUCGUACUUCUGCAGAAGUCACAACGACUUUGUGUCGUUAAAGAUCUCACGGAGCAUGAUAUAAUCAUGCGAAUAAUGCGUAAACAAAACUACCUGAUUGGGAUGGUUAAUAAAGGUAUCAUCGCAUUGCCAAUCCCCUCUUGGCUUCCUGGAGUUGGCCCAACUGUCAGCUCACGUAUGCAUGGAAAAAAAAGCUAUCUGAUGCUUCCAAAGGCCCUGGAGUGGACAUUGAAUUGGUGCAUCUUCCAAACCAUGUUUGAUAGGAAAUUUUGUGUUAGAAAAGACAUUCUGACAAGUCCGUCUUUAUUGAAGAAACGGCUUGUAUUUAUGGGUAUUGCCAUGUUUCUUCUGUCACCUUGUCUUGUUAUCUUCCCAUUGGUAUACCUAUUUCUGAGAUAUGCAGAAGAAUUCUACAAUCACCCCAGUACGGCAUCAUCUCGAAAAUGGUCGAAUCUUUCAAAGUGGAUUUUGAGGGAAUACAAUGAGGUUGACCAUUUCUUCAAACAUAGGUUGAACAACAGUAGUGUCAACUCACUAAAUUAUUUGAAGCAGUUUCCAACUCCACUAGUAUCUAUUAUUGCAAAAUUCAUAUCGUUUGUAUCUGGUGGAUUGGCUGGAAUUCUUCUCAUCCUUGGAUUUCUAGGUGAAUCCAUCCUUGAGGGUCAUGUAUUUGGCCGAAAUCUUCUCUGGUAUACUAUUGUUUUUGGAACAAUAGCAACUGUUAGUCGGAAUGUUGUGGUUGAUGAACUCCAAGUGAUUGAUCCAGAAGGAGCUAUGUCCUUUGUUCUGCAGCAGACACACUACAUGCCUAAAAGGUGGCGCGGUAAAGAGGGCAGUGAACUUGUACGAAGGGACUUUGAAUCUCUGUUUCAGUAUACCAUAACGAUGCUACUAGAAGAGAUGGCCUCAAUUUUCAUCACUCCAUAUCUGCUAAUAUUUGUGGUUCCAAAGCGUGUUGAUGAUAUUCUACGCUUCAUAUCAGACUUCACAGUUUAUGUUGAUGGAGUGGGAGAUGUGUGCAGCUUAAGCAUGUUCGACUUAAGAAGACAUGGAAAUAGAAACUACGGUUCACCACAUAAUGCAGUUAAAAGCAUGAGAAGCUCCCAAGGAAAAAUGGAGAAAUCACUAUUAAGUUUCCAAAGCACCUACACAUCAUGGGAGCCAAACGCAGAUGGCAAGAAAUUUAUUUGCAACCUCCAGAAAUUCAAGGAGAAACAAAUCCGUCAACAUACCUUUCAAACAACGGAAUCAUCACAGCUUGGGUUGAGUUGUAGAGGUCAAACUGCAGUUUUCCAUCGACUGCUCCCUAGAAACAUCUAUCCUGGCAAUGGGGUCAUUUUUAACUUUGAUCCAUUAGGACUGCUCGACACAGAUCAAAGAGCUUGUCCAUAUAUCCUGGAUUGGUAUUACACACACCAACACACAAAUAGAGAAGCGGGCUCAUCUUCCCACCUUAAUGAAGCAUCACCUGAGCAACAGGAGGAGAUAUGGCCACCUCUGAGCAAACCAUUAACAGAAAUUGAAGAUGAGCAAAUCUGGGAUUCUGAUUUAUAUAGAAGAGCUCGAAGCUACCUGGAGGCAUCAACAUCAAGUGCAUUCUUUCGACAGGCCACCACCUUCAAGCGCCAUGGCAGGGAACAAAAUUCUACCAGCCAUCAAUGGUGGGCUCAGGCCUCGAGGCAGCAGGCUGAUCCACGAAACAGUUUUCAAGGGCCUCCUCAAGACAGUUUUCUUGAGCCUCCGGACUUCCGAAAUCAUUUGGAAGCUAGCCAUGAUUCCAGCCAUCAAAGUGAUUGUAGGCUGACCUCCAGAAGGUCAACUGAUCCACAAGACAGCUUCGUUGAGCCUCCUGAUUUUGGUGAUUACAUGUCCUGUCAUAGCUCUAGCUAUCAUGGCGAUGAAACGUCGGAUGGAAACUCAGAACUAGAUCAAAGCAACAAUAGUUGGCGAAGCCCCCAUGCCCUGUCAAAGACAAGGUACAUGGGUGAUGAUGAUCUUGACCUAGAACAAGGCCCGAGUUUCCAUUUUACUGAUGCCCCUCAGAAGGACAGUGGAAGUGAAGGAGAUGGACAUGGUGUAGCCAAUAUUUACAGCUCUACGCCAGCCAGCCUUCCUGUACGGAUAAUACCUAGAAGCAGUGACCCAGUUUAGGUUGGUAGACACACGAAAAAGUACUAGUUGGAACACUUGUGAACGCGCAUUUUCCGUGUUCUGAUAGAUAUAUACUACCUCCUUCCCUAAA
This is a messenger RNA of Oryza sativa Japonica Group (Japanese rice), 3142 nucleotides long. RefSeq names its product autophagy-related protein 9. NCBI's taxonomy places the organism in Eukaryota, Viridiplantae, Streptophyta, Magnoliopsida, Poales, Poaceae. The record is from RefSeq and is a predicted model, not a curated record. Gene Ontology annotation, biological process: nucleophagy; autophagy of mitochondrion; protein localization to phagophore assembly site. Gene Ontology annotation, cellular component: phagophore assembly site; autophagosome.